Messenger RNA from Cricetulus griseus (Chinese hamster), 942 nucleotides. The record is from RefSeq and is a predicted model, not a curated record. NCBI's taxonomy places the organism in Eukaryota, Metazoa, Chordata, Mammalia, Rodentia, Cricetidae.
AUGAGCAAACUCGACUUCCUGCUGUUUCUCAUUGUGGCCACCAAAGGCUGCACUGCAGCUCAAGAGAACCUGGAUACCAACAGUUGGGCCAAUCCGGUGUGUUCCUCUGUUUUCAGAAGCUGCAAGGAAAUCAAACAGGAGAUGGCUGGGGCACAAGAUGGUCUCUAUUUCCUCCGCACGAAGAAUGGUGUCAUCUACCAGACCUUCUGUGACAUGACCACUGCAGGUGGUGGCUGGACCCUGGUGGCCAGUGUGCAUGAGAACAACAUGUAUGGGAAGUGCACAGUGGGCGAUCGCUGGUCCAGUCAGCAAGGCAACAGAGCAGACAGCCCAGAGGGGGAUGGCAACUGGGCCAACUACAACACCUUUGGGUCUGCAGAGGGGGCCACAAGUGAUGACUACAAGAACCCUGGCUACUACGACAUCCAGGCUGAGAACCUGGGGAUCUGGCAUGUGCCCAACAAUAGCCCCCUGCAAAAUUGGAGGAACAGCUCCCUGCUGAGGUACCGCACCUUCAAUGGCUUCCUGAACGACAUGGGCCAUAAUCUGUUUGGCCUGUACCAGAGAUACCCAGUGAAAUACGGAGGAGGGAACUGUAGGACUGACAAUGGCCCAGCAUUACCUGUGGUCUAUGACUUCGGUGAUGCUCAGAAGACAGCCUCUUAUUACUCCCCUUAUGGCCAGAAGGAAUUCACUGCAGGAUACAUCCAGUUCAGAGUGUUUAAUAAUGAGAGAGCGGCCAAUGCCUUGUGUGCAGGGAUGAAGGUCACUGGAUGUAACACGGAGCAUCACUGCAUCGGUGGAGGAGGAUUCUUCCCUGAAAGUUACCCCACACAGUGUGGAGACUUCUCUUCAUUUGAUGGGAGUGGAUACGGAACUCACAGUGGGUACAGCAGUAGCCGGGAGAUAACUGAAGCUGCUGUGCUUCUCUUCUACCGUUGA